Molecule: messenger RNA, 1713 nt
Organism: Dichomitus squalens LYAD-421 SS1
Lineage: Eukaryota; Fungi; Basidiomycota; Agaricomycetes; Polyporales; Polyporaceae
Product: histone deacetylase
Exons: 13
Coding region: 30-1616 (528 amino acids)
Molecular function (GO): histone deacetylase activity
Source: RefSeq, a predicted model, not a curated record
UUCCUCCGAGUGCCUUGUGACAGUCCCAAAUGCCUCCAGAAAUGACCCCCAUUGAUGGAGAGAGCCAGCGCAAGAGGGUGUGCUACUUCUUCGAUUCGGAUGUCAGUGGCUUCCACUAUGGCCCCGGUCACCCAAUGAAACCUACACGGAUACGGAUGUGUCAUUCUCUCGUCAUGAACUAUGGCCUGUAUAAGCGCAUGGAGAUUUUCCGAGCCAAACCGGCUACGAAGCGCGAGAUGACGCAGUUUCACUCCGACGAGUAUGUAGACUUCUUGAGCAAGAUUACGCCAUCCAAUAUGAACUCCUUCAUCAAGGAGCAGCAUAAAUACAAUGUCGGUGACGAUUGUCCCGUUUUCGACGGGCUCUUUGACUACUGCGCUAUUUCCGCCGGCGGGUCCAUGGAGGGCGCUGCUCGGUUGAGCCGGGAUAAGUGCGACAUUGCUGUCAACUGGGCUGGCGGCCUCCACCAUGCGAAAAAGAGCGAAGCCAGCGGCUUCUGCUAUGUAAAUGAUAUUGUUCUUGGCAUUUUGGAGCUUCUGAGAUAUCACACCCGUGUGCUCUACAUUGACAUAGAUGUACACCACGGAGAUGGUGUGGAGGAGGCUUUCUAUACCACUGACCGCGUAAUGACUGUCAGCUUCCACAAAUAUGGCGAGUACUUCCCUGGAACCGGAGAGCUUCGAGACGUUGGAAUUGGGAAAGGCAAAUAUUACGCACUCAAUUUUCCCUUGAGAGACGGUGUAACAAACGAGAACUACCAGAGCGUAUUCGAGCCUGUGAUGCGGCAAGUCAUGGAAUCUUACGACCCAGGCGCCGUUGUGUUGCAGUGUGGAACGGAUUCACUAUCAGGCGACAAGCUAGGUUGCUUCAAUCUUUCUAUGAGGGGACACGCAAACUGUGUUCAAUUCAUCAAGUCCUUCAACAAGCCUUUGCUCCUCGUUGGUGGUGGAGGCUACACCAUGCGCAACGUCAGUAGAUGUUGGGCGUACGAAACAGGAUUGGCAGCGGGCGUCGAACUUGGAAAGGAGAUCCCCAUGAACGAGUAUUACGAGUACUUUGGUCCAGAUUACGAACUAGAUGUGAAGGCGUCAAAUAUGGACGAUAUGAACUCCCCCGAGUACCUCGAACGCGUCAAGGGCAUCGUUCUUGACCACUUGCGCCAAGUUGGUGGUCCUCCAAGUGUACAGAUGCAAGACGUCCCUCGACUACCAAUAGAUGACAUCGUUGAAGACGACCCUGACGAGGACAUGGUCGACCCCAACGACCGGCGACCGAUGCGUCUUCUCGACUCACGGAGACAGAACGAUGGCGAGUUCUCCGACUCAGACGACGAGGGUGAAGGGGGGCGCCGCGACCAUGCGAGCAACAAAGAUCGCGACACGGUCGGCACGGGGCGACGGUUCGGUGCUGCCGCGGUCGGCAUCAUGAGUACUGGAACGACGCACGGCGUGGGGCCCAGUGUCGCACCGCCGGUCGCCGGUAGUUCCGCGGCUCCUCCUGCGGUCUCAUCGGAACAGUCGGAUAUGGAUGUGGACGAGGUCCCUCUCGCGCAAGCUGCCAAAGCCAAGGCGCCUUCGAGUAAGGCCAAUGGGACGGCGGCGUCGGGGGAAACGUGAGGUGGGAGCCGCCUGUAGGCGCGAGGGCAUUCGUUUCAUCCAAUGCUGUCUAUACUACAGCUGUAAUAGUAUCGCUUUUCGUUCAUUGAACUUGCAU